Xenopus laevis (African clawed frog) is the source of this 5438-nucleotide messenger RNA. RefSeq names its product nuclear receptor coactivator 2 L homeolog (gene ncoa2.L). Lineage: Eukaryota; Metazoa; Chordata; Amphibia; Anura; Pipidae. Gene Ontology annotation, molecular function: transcription coactivator activity; nuclear receptor binding; protein dimerization activity. Gene Ontology annotation, biological process: cellular response to hormone stimulus; regulation of DNA-templated transcription; positive regulation of transcription by RNA polymerase II. Gene Ontology annotation, cellular component: nucleus. The coding region runs from base 468 to 4979 and encodes 1503 amino acids. The transcript has 24 exons. The record is from RefSeq and is a predicted model, not a curated record.
CUGUUGCUGGCAGUGGGCGGUCAUGCAGAGGAUGUGGUGGUGCUUAGGGGAGGAGGAGGAGGUGGCCUCCCAUGAGAUGGAGGAGGGGGGAAUCCAGUUAUUCAAGGGUGUUUGGUUGGUAGGAGGAGGAGGAUCCCGGGAUAAACAAGCCUGACUCUGCUUCUCUGUGAGGGAACAUGGCGGCUAUGGAUCUGAUGAAAGCUCUGGAGCUCCCGGCUGGGGAGGAGACUGCUCUAUACUGACUGGCAGAAUUGGCCCAGGUCCCUUCCCGUCUAUUCUCUGCUCGCCAAUAACAAGACACAAAGCUGACAGGUGCCGGAGUCGGAAACUGGCAUCCAUAGCCACUACACAGGAUGGAGCUAAGAAGAUGGAGUUAAAAUGUUUGAAUUUUGCAAUUUACACACCAGAUCCAAGAGAGCUAUAGGAGGAGUUCCAGUAUAAGCCAAAGUUGCUGAUAUGUGUUCAAGAUGAGUGGGAUGGGAGAAAAUCCCUCUGACCCUAGCAGGGCAGAGCCACGGAAACGCAAGGAAAGCCACGAUCAGCUUGGGCCUAGUCCAAAGCGGAGCACGGAGAAGCGGAACCGAGAGCAGGAGAAUAAAUAUAUAGAGGAGCUGGCAGAGCUGAUUUUUGCAAACUUCAAUGACAUUGACAACUUAAACUUUAAACCUGACAAAUGUGCAAUUUUGAAGGAAACCGUGAAGCAAAUUCGCCAGAUCAAAGAACACGAAAAAACAGCAGCUGCAAAUGAGGAUGAAGUUCAGAAGGCGGACGUGUCCUCAACAGGCCAAAGUGUCAUAGACAAGGAUGCGCUUGGACCAAUGAUGCUUGAGGCCCUGGAUGGGUUCUUUUUUGUGGUGAACCGUGAAGGGAACGUGGUGUUUGUUUCUGAGAAUGUGACCCAAUAUCUUCGAUACAACCAAGAAGAGCUGAUGAAUACAAGUGUGUACAACAUUUUGCAUGUGGGAGAUCACAGCGAGUUCAUCAAAAACCUGCUGCCAAAGUCUUUAGUAAAUGGGGGGCCUAGACGAAAUAGCCAUACCUUUAACUGUCGUAUGCUGGUGAAGCCAAUGAUAGAAUGCGAGGAGGAAGGUCAGGAAUCGCAUCAGAAAUAUGAAACUAUGCAGUGCUUUGCUGUAUCCCAACCAAAGUCAAUUAAAGAAGAAGGCGAAGAUUUUCAGUCUUGUUUGAUUUGUGUGGCCAGAAGAGUUCCAAUGAAAGAGAGGCCUGUGCCUCCCCCGUCUGAGAGCUUCACAACGCGUCAGGACUUGCAAGGAAAAAUAACAUCUCUGGACACAACCAAUAUGAGGGCACUAAUGAGACCAGGAUGGGAGGACUUGGUGCGGCGAUGCAUCCAGAGAUUUCAUUCCCAGCAUGACGGAGAAAUAUCUUACAGCAAAAGACAUCACCAAGAAGUUCUCAGGCAGGGUCAUGCGACCAGUCCUAUCUACCGCUUUUCCUUGUCGGAUGGCACGACUGUUGUGGCCCAAACAAAGAGCAAGCUCAUGCGUUCACAGACUUCUAAUGAACCUCAGCUUGUGUUAUCUCUACAUGUGCUUCAAAGAGAACAGAACGUGUGUGCAUUGAAUCAGGACUUGACUGGACAAGCAAUGGGAAAGACAUUAAAUCCAGUUCAGUCCAGCAGUCCAGCUCAUCAGGCAAUGUACGGUGGGAACCCAGGUCAAGAUACGACCAUAAGUAGCAAUAUCAAUUAUGCCAUAACUGGCCCAAAGGAACAAAUGGUUGUGUCGACUGGCAGGUUUGUUGGUUCAGGUGGAAUGAAUCAUAUCUCCAGUUUGCAAGCAUCCACUCCUCAGGGUAAUAACUAUGCACUUAAAAUGAAUAGCCCAUCACAGGGAAGUCCUGGCAUGGGCCAGGGUCAGCCAAAUUCUAUGCUUUCACCAAGGCACCGUGUCAGCCCAGGAGUGGCAGGAAGUCCUCGGAUUGCACCUAGUCAGUUUUCCCCUGCAGGAAGUUUGCAUUCACCAGUAAGUGUUUGCAGUAGCACAGGAAAUAGCCAUAGUUACACCAACAGCUCUCUAAAUGCACUUCAGGCUCUCAGCGAGGGCCAUGGCCCCCUUGCCCCCCCAUUGUCUUCGCCUGAUCUAAAAGUUGGAAAUCUUCAGCAUUCGCCUGGCAACAUGAACCCUCCUCAGCUUAGAAAGAUGGGUAGCAUGGACUCUAAAGAAUGUUUUGGUCUGUAUGGGGAUCAGCCUGAAAGUGCUACUGGACAGGGGGAGUCCGGGUGCCAUUCAAAUGAGCAGAAAGACUGCAAUGAAAACCUGUCAACUGUUGUUGACAAAACGGAAGGACAAAGCCGAUUGCUUGAUAACAAAGGUCAGCAAAAACUGUUGAAAUUGCUCACUAUAAAAUCUGAACCGAUGGAGCCAUCAGCGCUACCUAGUAAUACUUUGGGAGACAUGAACAAAGACUCCUUGUCACAUUUUGCAUCAAACAGUAUGUCUGCCUCAGCACAUGGAACCUCACUGAGAGAGAAGCAUAAAAUUUUGCACAGACUCCUUCAGGACAGUAGUUCUCCUGUUGACUUGGCCAAGCUUACAGCAGAGGCCACUGGGAAGGAACUGAGCCAGGAGUCCAACAGCACAGGUCCUGGUUCAGAGGUCACUAUAAAGCAGGAACCAGUCAGCCCCAAGAAGAAAGAGCAUGCACUACUUCGAUACUUAUUGGAUAAGGAUGAUACUAAGGAUAAUGUAGCAGAUAUCACACCCAAACUAGAGCGAGCAGAUAACAAGAUGGACCCUAGCAGCUGUCCAAAAUUAUCAACUGUCAAAGCAGAGAAGGAGGAGCCAAACUUUGGACACCCUGACCAGCUUAUGCAGCCGGGCUCUGAUUUGGAUAAUCUAGAUGAAAUUCUGGACGACCUGCAAAACAGUCAGCUAAGUCAGCUUUUCUCAGACAGGAGGCAUGAUGGCAACUCGGCGGAUAAACAAGCCAUCAUGAAUGACCUGAUGCAACUGGCUGGUGAUAACAGCACAGGUCUCUCUGCUGGGGCCCAGAAGCAGAGAAUGCUCCGGAUGCAGCAGAACAAUGGUUUCAAUAGCCAACUGGCUGCACAGCUGGGACGCUUGCCAAACCAGAGUUUACCACUGGACAUUAAUUUACAAAGCCAAGCAAAUGCAGGAUCUUUUCCACCAAUGAGACACAGCGGUCCGUACACUACUGUGCCUCAGUCUGGAGUGAUGAAUAACCAGGCAAUGAUGGGCAGUCAAAGCAAUGUCAGUAACAGCAGCCCAGGUAUUGUAGGAGUGAAUGGCCCCAGGCCAGCGUUAAAGCCAGGAGACUGGGGCUCUCAGGCAUCUGCUGUAAGACCAGCAUGCCCAACCACAAGCACUGCUAUGAACAGGCCGAUUCAUGACAUGACCCGCAGCCCAACAACCAGCAUUCCCAUGAGGCCAGGCGGCCAGGUGUGCCCUAGGCAAGUGCUACAGUCACAAGUAAUGAAUAUGGGGUCUUCUGAGCUCGAUAUGAACAUCGGCGGUCGUCAAUACACCCAACAGCAAGCACCCCCUAACCAAACCGCACCCUGGCCUGACAGUAUUUUGCCUAUUGAUCAACCCUCUUUCAACAAUCAAAACAGGCAGCCGUUUGGCAGUCCUGCAGAUGAUUUGAUUUGUCAGCCAAUUGCAUCGGAGUCUCCUACAGACGACGGGAACCUUCUGGACCAGCUGUACAUGGCCUUGAGAAACUUUGAUGGGCUAGAAGAGAUUGACAGAGCCCUUGGAAUCCCAGAGAUGGUUAGCCAGGCUUCUGAACAGGAAUCAUUUGUAAGUCCUGAAUCAAACUUAAUGAUGGAGCAAAAGCCGCCUCUCUAUAACCACGCAUAUGCAACUCAAGGACAGAUGGCUCAGAACACUUACUCACCAAUGCAGGAUCCUGGCUUCAACCCCAUGGGCCAGCGUCCAAGCUAUGGAAUCCUGCGUAUGCAAAACAGGCCCGGGCUACGGCCUACUGGAAUGGUGCAGAACCAGCCAAACCAGCUGAGACUCCAACUGCAGCACCGCCUUCAAGCACAGACCCGGCAGCAGUUAAUGAACCCAAUAAACAAUGUCUCAAACAUGAACCUGGCAAUGAGACCUGGAGUGCCGGGGCAGCUGAGAGAGCAGGGGCCGAUCAAUGCACAGAUGCUGGCACAGAGGCAGAGAGAGAUCUUGAGCCAACACCUACGCCAAAAGCAACUUCAGCAACAACAACAGCAGCAGCAGCAGCAGCAGCAACAACAACAACAGCAACACAGGGCUAUGAUGAUGAGAGGCCAAGGUCUGGCUAUGCCCCCUAACAUGGUGGGCUCUGGAGGCAUUCCUGCAUCAAUAAACAGCCCACGGAUCCCACAAGGCAAUACGCAGCAGUUUCCAUUUCCUCCGAACUACGGUACUGGAAUUCCAUCCCCACCACCUUUCACCAGUCCUUUUUCCCCAGUGCCCCCCAGCCCUGGGUCACAGUCGCUCUCUCACAGCUCUUUGCAUGGCUCCCAGAUGAAUCUGGCUAACCAAGGGAUCAUGGGGAACAUGGGAGGACAGUAUGGGCCUGUCAUGAAUUCCCAAAUGCAGCACAAUGCCUUCCAGUUUGCCAACUCAGGGAUGAGUCAGCAGUCAGACCCAGGAUUCACUGGAGCAACCACCCCACAAAGUCCAAUCAUGUCCCCUAGAAUGGGUCAUAUCCAGAGCCCUAUGAUGCAGCAGUCACAGGCCAAUCCUGCAUACCAGUCAGAGCUGAAUGGAUGGACACAGGGGAAUCCUGCUGGAAACAGCAUGUUUUCACAACAGUCCCCUCCACAUUUUGGCCAACAAAGUGGCACCAGCAUGUACAACAGUAACAACAUGAACAUCGGUGUGUCAAUGGCAGCCAAUGGGAAUGGCAUGAACAGCAUGAAUCCGAUGACCGGGCAGAUCAACAUGACCUCAGUGACCUCUGUGCCUACAUCAGGGUUGUCUUCUAUGGGCCCAGAGCAGAAAUACUGCUGACCCGAAAGACUACAAAAAUGUUUUUAAUCUGCUGACCAUGUUCUCCGUCUGGAAGAGUGGAGUGGUCACAAGAGCUCGGCCUGUUCUGUAGUGUUCUUAGAGACCGGCCCGGCAACCAGCCAAGCUCUGCUGAAGCAACUAGCAAAGCACUGUAAUCCUGAUCUGCCUCCCAAUUCUGAGCUGAAGCAGUUGUCCGAGGAACAGCGCCCUCAUCUGGCCGCCCCAAGCUAGAGAAGCAGGCGGCCCCGUCUGUUCACUGCAUUCACCUUAGUGCAACUUAGAUACCUUCUGCGACGUCAUUAUGGACAGGCAAAUGUAACUGAACUCUCUGAAAAUGAAUGUAUUUAAUUGUAUGUAUUUAAAGAUGACUCUGCUCUUUAAUGGUUCAAUUCCUCACGUGACUUCAUGAGUUGUUGACACUGGCUUCUGACCUCAUGCCCAGUAAAUACUGUCGCUGUC